AUGGCCCCUCUCAAGACAUGCCUUCUUACUGCAGCGCUUCUAACACCAACUCGCGCCGUAUUCCCCGGAGAGAGUGACCAUUUCCUACGCAACACCCGUUCCGACAGCGGCGUUGAGCUACUUGCACAUAAUAUUCACAGCCUGCUUGAUGGUGACAAUCAAGUGCAAGAUCUUGCAACCCGUGAGGCCGGCCUCGCCAACAUUCUUGCGCAGGCUGAUCAGGGAGCUGUUGAAGAACUCCUCCUGAGAGGUUUGUACUCUCGCAACCGAGCGAGUGCUGCCGAGAAGCAUAAGUCGAAAGAAGAGACAAUAAAGGCUGCUAGCAAGCACAGACCCCGAAGUCUCUUCCUCCGAGAUCGAAAGUCGAAGGCUGAGGCUCGACUGAAGAAGUUUCAAAAGCCAACGGGAAGUCUGAAGCCUCAGCUUGCUACUCAGAAGAAAAAAUCCAAGGAGGAGGCCAUCAAGGCGGCUAGCAAGAAACAUUAG
Clonostachys solani is the source of this 486-nucleotide messenger RNA. The record is from the annotation of a GenBank genome assembly. NCBI's taxonomy places the organism in Eukaryota, Fungi, Ascomycota, Sordariomycetes, Hypocreales, Bionectriaceae.